UAAACCCUAGCUUCGUCUUGGCCUUCUGUUCAAAAACCCUGUCUUUUCUUCUUGCAGUGCCUUCAAUGGCGACCCUUCCCUUCAAGAGAAACUACCGUUGCGUUCCCUUCCUUCAACGGUUCUACGAAGGUGGGGCGUUUGUAGUAGCAGCUGACGGUUCUUUCAUCGCCUGUGCAUGUGGCGACUCGAUAAAGAUUGUCGAUUCGGACACUGGAGCCAUUCGGUCGACCGUGGAGGGUGGUGAGUCUGAGGUAUUCACCGCUCUCGCACUGAGUCCAAAUGAUAAGUUGCUAUUCUCUGCGGGUCACAGCAGGCAGAUUAGAGUAUGGGACCUCUCGACGAUGAAGUGUGUUCGGUCUUGGAAGGGGCAUGAUGGUCCUGUGAUGGGUAUGCAUUGCCAUUUAUCUGGGGGAUUGUUAGCAACUGCAGGAGCCGACAGGAAGGUCCUUGUUUGGGAUGUCGAUGGUGGCUUUUGUACUCAUUAUUUCACGGGUCACAAAGGGGUUGUUUCUAGCAUUCUAUUUCAUCCUGAUCCUAAUAAACAAUUGCUUUUCUCUGGAAGUGAGGAUGGGAACAUUCGAGUUUGGGAUCUUAUGUCUAAGAAGUGCAUUGCUACACUUGGUCAUGAAUCAACUGUGACUUCAUUUUCUAUAUCUGAAGAUGGUUGGACCUUACUAAGUGCUGGAAGAGAUAAGGUUGUGAACUUGUGGAACUUGCAUAAUUAUACCUGCAAGAAGACUGUACUAACAUACGAAGUUCUUGAAGCUGUACUUGUAAUUCAUUCUGGAUCAGAGUUUGCUUCCUGUGUUGGUUCUUUCAGUCAAAAAAGAGAGGAAACUAGCGGGUCCCCAGAAAUUUAUUUUAUCACUGUUGGAGAACGUGGGGUUGUUCGUUUAUGGAGUUCCGAGAGUGCAGUUUGCUUGUUUGAGCAAAAGUCCUCAGAUGUUUCUCUCAAGGACGAUGACCAGAAUAGGGGCUUUACUGCUGCUGCUUUGUUGCCUUCUGAUCGAGGAUUGCUUUGUGUGACUGCUGAUCAGCAGUUUCUUUUUUAUUCUCCAGUGAAAACCUUGAAAGACAAGUUGAGUUUGAUGAUAAGCAAGAGGCUGACAGGUUAUAAUGAAGAGAUUGUAGAUAUGAAGUUCUUAGGUGACGACGAACAAUUUCUUGCAGUUGCCACCAAUGUUGAACAGAUACGGGUUUAUGAUGUUGCUUCCAUGUCUUGUUCGUACAUAUUGGCUGGUCACACCGAUAUAGUUCUUUCUCUUGACUCCUGUGUAUCAAGCUCUGGAAGCACGCUUAUUGUUACUGGAAGUAAAGACAAUAACGUUAGGUUGUGGGAAGCAGAGAGCAAAACUUGCAUUGGUAUUGGUAUCGGUCACAUGGGAGCAGUUGGAGCAGUUGCAUUUUCAAAGAAGCAACGGGACUUCUUUGUUAGUGGCAGUAGUGAUCGUACUCUUAAGGUGUGGAGUUUUGAUGGUCUUUCAGAGGAUGCAAACAAGCCCAUUAGUUUGAAAGCUAAGGCCGUUGUAGCUGCCCAUGACAAGGAUAUCAAUUCCCUGGCAGUUGCACCAAACGACAGUUUAGUUUGUAGUGGUUCUCAGGACCGAACUGCUUGUGUUUGGAGGCUUCCUGAUCUGGUAUCUGUAGUUGUGCUCAGAGGACAUAAAAGGGGGAUUUGGUCUGUAGAGUUUUCUCCAGUUGAUCAAUGUGUGGUCACUGCUUCUGGUGAUAAAACUAUCAAGAUAUGGGCAAUAUCAGAUGGUUCCUGCUUGAAAACAUUUGAAGGUCAUAUGUCAAGUGUGUUAAGGGCUUCUUUUCUUACUCGUGGCACCCAACUUGUAUCUUGUGGUGCUGAUGGAUCAGUAAUGAUAUGGACAGUAAAAACAGAGGAGCGGAUUGCUACCUACGAUCAGCAUGAAGAUAAGGUGUGGGCAUUGGCUGUGGGAAAGAAGACAGAGAUGCUUGCUACGGGUGGUAGUGAUGCUGCUGUCAAUCUAUGGUAUGAUUCUACUGCAUCUGAUAAAGAGGAAGCUUUGCGUAAAGAGGAAGAAGGUGUUUUGAAAGGCCAGGAGCUGGAAAAUGCUGUUUCAGAUGCUGACUACUCAAAAGCGAUUCAAAUUGCCUUUGAACUUCGUAGGCCACAUAGGCUAUAUGAGUUAUUUUCUCAACUUUGCAGCAAGAAUGAUUGUGAUAAUCAUGUUGGGAAGUCCCUUGGUGUCCUUGGAAAGGAGGAGUUUCGUCUUUUAUUCGAAUAUCUUAGAGAAUGGAAUACCAAGCCUAAACUUUGCCACGUUGCACAAUUUGUGCUUUUCAGAGCUUUCAGCAUCCUUCCUCCAACAGAGAUCACUGAGAUCAAAGGUAUUGGGGAACUACUUGAAGGUCUAAUCCCAUAUUCCCAAAGGCAUUUUAGCAGGAUAGACAGGCUUGUAAGAAGCACAUUUUUGUUGGACUACACACUGACUGGAAUGUCAGUGAUUCAACCAGACACUGAUGCCAAAGUUUCUAAUGACAAGCCCCCAGUUGACAUCAGUAUGAAGACCGCAGCAGAUAUAAUGCUUUUGAGUGAACAUACCGACGAGCAGAACUCGACACCUAAUGAGCUGGAAGAUAAGGCUUCUUCCAAGAAGCGAAAAUCUAACACAAAGUCUAAAAGUAGAUCAAAAAAGAAAGCUAAGGGGGGUGUAGCAUAUACUGAAGUUGCAGCUAUACCGUUAACCUCGUAAAACAAGUUCAGAUGCUUGAUUUGAAGCCAUUAUUAGCCUCAAACCGGGUGUGUUUUCUCGGUUUCUCCAUGCAUUCUUGCCGGUGGUGCGGACAAGUUGUGAGAUGCUGAAUCUGUAUCAAAAGAAUGUCUAACUGAUGAACAGCAUUGUACUGUUCUCCCAUGUCUCUACUUCACCAUGGUGGCUCCGCAGCAUCGGCUUCACUUUUGGUGACAAAAUUUUGCUCUAAUUAUAAGCUUAUGAAGUUACAACAAUGGUUCGAAAUCUGAGCGAGUUAGUUACUGUUCAUAAAUCUUUUAUUACAUGAGAUGGCAUGUUCCAAUUCAGAAAUUGUUGCAUAUAGAAGAUUAGCUUUAGGGAUUUUGUAAGGGGAUGAGAUGAGAUUUAUUCAAACAAAUUUGUGAGUACUCUUGUGGAUGGGGCCACCGUGUGAUGAAAUAGUUUGAUUCCUUCAUGUCUA
Molecule: messenger RNA, 3183 nt
Organism: Momordica charantia (bitter melon)
Lineage: Eukaryota; Viridiplantae; Streptophyta; Magnoliopsida; Cucurbitales; Cucurbitaceae
Gene: TOZ
Product: Transducin family protein / WD-40 repeat family protein
Biological process (GO): endonucleolytic cleavage to generate mature 5'-end of SSU-rRNA from (SSU-rRNA, 5.8S rRNA, LSU-rRNA); endonucleolytic cleavage in 5'-ETS of tricistronic rRNA transcript (SSU-rRNA, 5.8S rRNA, LSU-rRNA)
Cellular component (GO): small-subunit processome; 90S preribosome; nucleolus
Molecular function (GO): protein binding; U3 snoRNA binding
Source: RefSeq, a predicted model, not a curated record